AUGGACAAGCAUCAUUCCCAGCAUGGUUCCCUGAGGUGGUCGCACGGAUUUCUUGCGGUAGCGCUGAUGUUCAUUUUGUUCGCUUUCCUACUCUCAUCGCUUGUGACGUCUCAGUAUGUUGUGCUGUACCUCCAGAAGGAAAUGUUUCCAAACUCAACUCUUUCUUCCUCGAAUGUGACAACCUGCAACUUCAACACGUCGACAGAGGAGUACCGCGAGAGGACGGCGGUACAGAAGGCUGCUUCGGUGUUUAAUAUUUACAAAACAUUGGUUGAAAAUUUACCCGCUGUCAUUGUCAGUGGUGUCAUAGGUGGUCUGAGCGAUAAGUAUGGAAGGACGCGAAUUUUGAUAUAUAUCACAACUUUAACAACUCUAUCGGGAUGUCUAUCUAGCGUUAUAAUUUAUCUUGAGGUAGAUGUUUACUACUUAUUGUUCAGCAGCUUCUUGUAUAGUUUAGGAAGCGGUUUAUAUGGUUUGCUGUCGAUUUGCUUCGCCUAUAUGUCGGAUGUAACAAGUCCUGGAAAGCAACGAACAUUGAUGAUAACUCUUCUCGAAGCAUCCCUCGGAAUAGGUUUGGCAGUAUCUGGAUUCGUUUCUGGGUUCAUUAUUGACAGUGUCGGAUUCUUCUAUGCAAGCAUAUGUGUGUGUGCAGCAGCAUUCUGUUCAAUGUUGGUGGUUGUGUUGUUUCUUCCGAAUUCACGACCUCCUAACAUGUUGUUAUCCGGAACGUCAACCAUUGAAAAUGCCCGUGCAUCAUUUGUAUUUUAUUUUCGAGCUUCUCCUAAGCGGCACAAAUAUAUACUUGCAAUAAUUAUUUUCAUGACUGCGGCGUUUUCUAUUUUAGGAAAACCUACUAUAGAAAUUUUGUAUCAGUUGAAUGCGCCAUUUUGUUGGACCUCUGUCAAAGUUGGAUAUUACUCAGCAAUGUCAACUUUAGCAAAAAUGAUUUUAGGCGUAGCCUCUGUCAAGAUUCUGCAAAAGUUUUUCAUGGAGGAAAGCGUCGCCAUUUUAAGUGGUAUCUCUGGAAUGGCAGCUUGUGUUUUGGAGGCAUUUGCGAUCAACGAUGUCAUGUUAUUUCUAGUUCCAGUCAUAGGUUUUCUGAGUAUGAUCGUUCUCCCGAUGACCAGAGCGAUACUAUCCAAGCUUACUCCCGCGGAUAGGCAAGGUAAGAGACUCUUUAACACUUCCAACGAUUAA
Messenger RNA from Pecten maximus, 1197 nucleotides. Its product is annotated as solute carrier family 46 member 3-like. Gene Ontology annotation, cellular component: membrane. The coding region runs from base 1 to 1197 and encodes 398 amino acids. The transcript is spliced from 2 exons. NCBI's taxonomy places the organism in Eukaryota, Metazoa, Mollusca, Bivalvia, Pectinida, Pectinidae. Gene Ontology annotation, biological process: transmembrane transport. The record is from RefSeq and is a predicted model, not a curated record. Gene Ontology annotation, molecular function: transmembrane transporter activity.